Messenger RNA from Plectropomus leopardus (leopard coralgrouper), 5309 nucleotides. It is a transcript of the gene ulk4, whose product is annotated as unc-51 like kinase 4. The record is from RefSeq and is a predicted model, not a curated record. Gene Ontology annotation, biological process: protein phosphorylation. Gene Ontology annotation, molecular function: protein kinase activity; ATP binding. Lineage: Eukaryota; Metazoa; Chordata; Actinopteri; Perciformes; Serranidae.
AAACAGCGGGUUGUUGAAGAGGGGAUGGAGAACUUCAUCCUCUAUGAGGAACUUGGGACAGGCAGUAGCUCUGUUGUCUAUAAAGGAAGAAGGAAGGGCAAUCUCAACUAUGUAGCCAUCAUCUGCGCUGACAAAGCCAAGAGACCUGAGAUCACCAACCAUGUACGUCUCAGCCAUGAUCUAAAUCAUCCGAACAUUGUAUGCUUCUAUGAAUGGUAUGAGACAAGUAGCCAUCUCUGGUUGGUAGUGGAGCUCUGUACAGGUGGUUCCCUGGAGUCUGUAAUUGGUCACGAUGGAUGUCUGUCAGAAGAUGUAGUGAGACGGUUUGGAUGGGACUUGGUCAAAGGACUGAAACACAUCCAUGAGUUAGGAAUCAUCUUCUCUGACUUGACCCCUGCUAAGAUCCUACUGGAUGGUAGUGGCACUCUGAAGUUUGGUAACUUCAGUUUGUCCAAGGCAGAUGGAGAGACACUGGAGGAUUUCUUUACCUCGAUCCCUACAUCUGAGGAGGCAGGGGGAGGAGAUAGCAAGGAGAACUUUGACAACAUGAGGAAAAGAUUACAUGGUCCUCCAACUUAUAGUGCUCCAGAGGUUUUGCAGGGUUCAGAAACCAAUAUAAGCUCUGAUCUAUGGGCUUUGGGUUGUACACUCUACUACAUGUAUACUGGUAAACCUCCAUUUUAUUCUGAUAGCGACACUGAAGUGACAGAGAUGAUUUUGCAUCAGGAUCCGCCGCCUCCGAGACAGACAGUGUUUUCAGACAGUACUCCCAGUGAAGACUUCCUGAAUCUUCUGAGAGGCUUGCUCAACAAAGAUCCAGAUAGGAGGAUGGAGUGGCCGGAGUUGCUGGACCACCCUUUCUGGACACAAGUAAGGAUAGAGGAAGAUGGAGAAGAGGAUGAGGAGGAUGAAGAAGGGGAUCAGGUGGAAACAAAUAGCUGUGAGGAGGUUGUUUCAGCUAACAUGAGACACACACGGAACCUUGACCCUUUAACUCCAGGAGAGGCAGACAUACUUCCCAGUAGCCAUUUAGCCAUCAUCCAGCCAGAUCAUAGGACUUCUAAGAAACUAAUUUCACCGCAGACAACAACUGCAAUAACUAACAGACCAUCUGACAGGAGGACUGAUUGCCAACAAGCUGCCAGACAACCAGUCAGUGGAGCCUUAAGGAGCAACCAGGGCUUAGAUAAGGAGAUAGUAAACAAGAGAGGAGGAGAGGGUGAUGCAAAGACAAAAGAUGAUCCCCAGCUAACUAAGGCCCAGCAGAUGUGCUACUCACUGCAGCCCAAUAAGUCAUUCAAUCAAGAUAAUGUAUCAGAGCUCAGGCCGAAGAGUGGUGUGGAUGAGGACAACACUGAAGCCAUUUUUCUGCUCAGUUCCUGUGCCAACUCAAGGAGAAGCUGCAGUAUCUCUGAUGGUUCAAACGCUCCCUCUGCACCUCAGACCAGUCCUGGUACUGACAUCACAUCCUGUUUGAAAGCUCUUCUCCAUACUGACUCUGAUCUGACAGUCACUCCAAUCAUAGACAACCCCAAGAUUCUCAGGAGUCCUCCUGUGCGAUUUGAUGCCAAAACCCUAUGUGUACCUGCAUUUUCAGUUGAGAAGCUGCAGUCCCUAAGUGAUGAGGAGUGGACAGUCUUUAUCUUACAGCUUUGUUCAUCCCUUGAAGAACAGAGCCCCUCCACUGCUCCUCCUCCUCCUCAGUCCACCGCCACUCGCUCCAGACUCAACCUGCUGUGCCACCUCUGCUGUGUGGUUGGACAUAAAGUCAUUGCUAACAGGCUGAUGAACUCAACACUGCUUCCAGUGUUGACCCAGCAGUUACGACAGGCUCCCAACUGGGAUGUACGGAGCAAGGUUCUCAGAGUGAUUGGUCUACUGGCUCUGCACUGUACUGAGCUGAGAGAGGACAGUCCUGUUUCUGAGGCUGUGUCCACACUGACAGACCUGUUGAGGGAGAACCUGAGGAAUAGUAAAAUAAAGCAGUUCCUGCUGCCACCACUCGGGGAGAUCCUCUACCUCAUUGCCUCACAGGAGGAGAAGAGAGGCUCCCCAGAGGGACUGUGGUUCGUUCCCGCUGCCGCCUACACUGGCUUAAUGAGGAGCCUGCGGGAAGGGGAUGAUUCCAUAGUUCAUCACAUGGCUGCAAAAGCCAUAGAAAACAUCUCCACCAUUGUCUCUGGACCCUCCCACCACCUGGUUACCACAGAGAUAGGCUCCGCCCUAUGGUACCUGUUCACUCACUCUACUGUGGAGGCUGUCAGAGUCACUGCCAUCUCUGCUCUUUCAAGGUUAACCCGGGUAGCUCCAGCAGUCUUCUUGGCAGUGAUUGACACAUGUGGCCCUGCAGCCAUCUUGGAGGGCGUGGUUGGGGCAGGGGCCAGGGUCCAACAGCACCUGCUCACUGCUCUGGCCACUGCCCUACUCGCCUCACGUAUCCAAACACAUCGUAUCACACAGAGCAGGGAUUUGGUGUCAAAGGUGAUGCGCUGUCUUGAGAGUCCAUCCACAGUAACAAGAGCCAAAGCAUUACUACUACUACUGCUACUAAUACAGGACAAUACACACACACUGCUGUACUGCUGUCAACACAGACUUGUGAUGCACCUGGAGAGAGACCUGCGCAAAGCCACACCCCUCGGAGAGAAUGCCAGCCAAUCAGGAUACCUGUCUCAGUGUCUCGAUUUACUGAUUGCAUAUCUGAGUAGCACUGCACCACUAAUACUUGAGGAUGUCUUAUGUGCGUUACGAGGUGUGAUUGGGAGGAGACACCCAUCUACAGCUCAGAGCAGACAGCUGAAACACACUUUGCCUACAAUGCCCGUAGUGCUGGAACUUCUUUCAUCACAGGUCUUUAGAUCUCAAAUUGUAACUGAAGAGUUUCUCGCUCAAAUUGGAUUGCUGCUGAACUAUAUUACCUCUAUAGAGUCAAAUGAAACAAAUCUGGCUGGUGCAUUGGGUGCUGCAGUGUGUGAGGAAUUGAUCAGGACAUCUCUGUCCAUCGUGGAAGUCCUGAGUCAGCACCAUGCCCUCAUCACUCCACAUCACAGUGCUGUUGUGGAGUCCAUCCUGCCUCCUCUGACAACACUGGCUUUCAGCAGAAAUGUGGAGUGGUCUGUGUUUGUUUUGAGGGUGCUGUCCGAACUCAGUCUUGUCCUGCUGGUCCAGGAGAGUGAUGGAACGGAGGAUGAGGAGGAGACAGAGGAAAAGAGAGAGAGAAGAGAGGAAGGAGGAAGGACAGCGAAAGGAGGAGAUGAUGGAAGCUCUUGUGAUGAGAUCUCAGCUCUUAUCAUCAAAUCUCUGCUUCCAAGGUAUGAGUCUCUUUUUCGAGCAGCAGAGCCCAUCCCGCUCUACGCAUUCAAACUGCUGGUAUCGAUGACUGAAAACAGCACGCACAUCUGCAGGUUGAUUAAACACAGUAGGAUUCUACCAACAGUCUUUCGUCUCAUUAUGGCAAACAGUAGUGAUGUUACCAGUGGGCUGGUCCAGAAUGCAGUCGCUUUGCUGUGUAAUCUCAGUGGAGACACAGUCUUGGACCUGGAGCCACAAUACCAACAAGGUCUAAUAGAGGUGGUGGUGAGCACCCUCUCAGAAGCUGCACUAGUCCACCUGGAUGAGAGAGAGGGGCAUGCUGGGAGAAAAGUCAGCCAUCUCGUGUUACAAGCCCUUCUGGAGCUGCUUCACAACAUCUUAAAACAAACAUCUGUUGUCGUCCGCUCUGCACUGCAGAGCCAGAGGCUAUCUUGUCCAGCAGUAGAAAUGGAGGCAGCAGAGAAGCUGCUCCUGGAAAACAGACCCCUGAGCCAACUCAGCACACACCUCAUUCACAUGCUGUCCACUGAUAACCAAGAGGUUUGGGAGGAGACUAUUCAGUGUCUGUCCCUACUGGUCCAGCUGUAUGGAGGAGAGAGUUAUGACUGCCUGUCACCUUCCUGUUUGCAAAGCUUCUCACAUGUUCUGCGCACACACAUGCACACAGAGACUCCCCGAAUCCAACGCACAACCUUCAGGAUCAUCAAACGACUGGUGCAGACCACAGAUCGUUCUGAUUGGUUAGAAUGUCCUGAGGGGACGGAGCUUACCAGUCUACUUCAGGACAUAACUAUGUCCAACAGGUGUCACAUUGAUGUGGUUCCACUGGCUGCUGAAAUCCUCCAGGAGAUCUCUGGAUCCUAGAAGCAUUUCCUUGUUUAACCUGAAGCAAAUCACAACCAUCAAACACAAAUAAUAUGCUAAAGAGUUGUUCUUUCAAAUGUUGUAAGUUUUGGAAUAAAAUGUCUUUAGACAUUAUUUAUUUGUUAAAUCUCUUAGUUGUUCGAGUCCUUUUAGACAUUAGAUUGGAUAUAUGUACAUGACAAUGUAAUUUGUGCUUCUUGACUGUUUAAAUUGAAGAGGGCGAGGAGAGCCGGUAUCAGGGAGAGGCUGAUCCGACUUGCACCUGAGAGCUGUUUCUCUUUCAAGCCUUCUUCUGUCUAGUGUCCACUCGCAGGAGAAAAAAGUGGAUGAGAUGUGAUUAAGGCUCAUUCAGCAACGGUUUUUCAACACCAUGCCCCUUUCUGCUGAAGCACAACUUUUCUACGAUAGAGUGGCACUUAUCAGCAUCAGGAAAAGGUGUGUGGUGCUUGGACUAAAUGCAGCGGACCGCGAAAGGGUCCCCACUGAUGGCAUACACUAACAAGCUGGCCGGACAGGAAAUGAAAUUGAAAAUGUCAGACGAAAAGAGGGAGGAGAGUCGGUAUCACGCUGAGGCUGGCCUGAUUUGGAGCGAGAGCUAAACCUCUACCUUCUUCUGUCGUGUCUGAUCACAGGAGAGCGAAGUGAAUGAGAUGUGAUUCUGGCUCACUCAACAACGGGAGAUCUGGGACUGCUCUAUGCACAUCUGCCCAGAGACAUGGUUAACGCCUGACAUCCCGGAUCAAGCUGCUGUACUGGAUAGACUGACCUUGGGCGGGCCAUUUGGACAAGGGACACUGAUGCAAAUUCAAAAAAUGCACUGCAGGAAUUGAACGAUGCCAUCAGCAGCAUCACCAAGCAACUGGACGAACUCUUCAUAGUAGCUGCUGAUUUUAAUCAACUCGACCUUUGGCUCCGAAGAUGUGACAGGAUCAAGGAUAACUGUAAUUUCGCUUUUUUAUACUUUGUUAAAAAAUGACCAAAAACCUUCUAUCUUGUAAUAGUUUUUGCUAUUUUUAAUUUUAAUGGCUGCUCCUUAAACCUUUGAGACCACUGUGAGUUUGACUGUGUUGUGCCAGAGCACGCUAUAACUCUCUCCAUGAUCCUCAUCAAAUGUGCAAAUUGGAUCAAUGACA